AUGGUUGCCUCCACCAAGUCUUUCCGUGCCAUGUUGGCCAUGACGGCCCUCGCGACUGGUGUCGACGGCCACGGCUACAUGACGGAGCCGGCCGUGACGUUCCUGUCCUCGUCGACCGACAACACGCAGUUCAUCGCCACCAUCGAGUCGUCGGCGUCCGACUUCAGUGGCACCUUCUCGGGCUCGCCGGCAGACAACACGGCCGCCUUCACCAAGGCCUUCGAGGCCAGCUCGUACACGUCGCUGAAGGAGCUCAUCAACGACAAGGCCACUAUCACGGUCACGGACGCCACGCUCACCUGCGGCUCGUGCGACCCGGACGAGACGGCCCAGCCGCUGCCCGACACGUACGUGGAGUGGUCGCACUCGUCCACGGAGGGCUUCAGCUCCUCGCACGCGGGCCCCUGCGAGGUGUGGUGCGACGAUGUGCGAGUGUUCCAAGACGACGACUGUGCUGCCGACUAUACUUCGGCCCCGGCCGAGCUGCCGUACGACCGCGACGCGUGCUUGGGCACCAGCACGCUGACCUUCUACUGGCUGGCGCUGCACUCGUCGACCUGGCAGGUCUACAUCAACUGCGCGCCGCUCGAGAGCACCACCUCCACGGGCGCGACGUCCAAGUACGCCGUGUCGGGCGCUAGCUCUGGAACUAGCAGCAGCGCCAGCACGAACUCGACGUCGACUGCCACCACAGCCCCGUCGACGGCGUCUUCCACUGCCUCGAGCUCCUACAACUUCAACUCGAACUUCGCGACGUCCACCUCAGCAUCCACGAGCGACGAAACCACCUCGACCACGGACGCGCCUGCUGCGACCACGGCAGCUCCGACAACGGAAGCCCCAACGACAGCCCCAACUACGGAUGCGCCGACGACAGCCCCGACUGCUACGACCGCCACUCCAACCGCUGCUACCACCGAGACGAGUAAGUGCUCGGUGCGUCGUCGCCGCGAUUAA
Molecule: messenger RNA, 957 nt
Organism: Phytophthora sojae
Lineage: Eukaryota; Oomycota; Peronosporomycetes; Peronosporales; Peronosporaceae
Exons: 1
Coding region: 1-957 (318 amino acids)
Source: RefSeq, a predicted model, not a curated record